Messenger RNA from Cylas formicarius (sweet potato weevil), 1148 nucleotides. RefSeq names its product rhythmically expressed gene 2 protein-like. The record is from RefSeq and is a predicted model, not a curated record. The transcript is spliced from 3 exons. Bases 167 to 943 code for a protein of 258 amino acids. Lineage: Eukaryota; Metazoa; Arthropoda; Insecta; Coleoptera; Brentidae.
CGACGUUUAGGAAGUGGGGCGAAGUAACGGCAAGUACGGAACGUACCUCGACCUUUGCGCCCACGUGAGACCGCGCAUUCGAGGGAAAACACGCCUCUCCGCGAAGUGCCUCGUGUUCAGUGCCGUUUUCGCCGCAGGUACGCGCAAAAAAAACGCAGCAGGCGACAUGAAUUUUUCGCGGCUACGCCUCGUGACGUUCGACGUUACCGGGACGCUUCUAAAACUGCGCGCCGCGCCCGGCCAGCAGUACGGCGAGGUGGGAGCAAUGUACGGCGUCGUCGCCGACAACAACGCCCUCAUCACCAACUUCAAGGAACAGUUCAGGCGGCUGAGCGCGGAACACCCGAACUUCGGGCUGCGCACCGGCCUCGGUUGGCAGAACUGGUGGAACCGCGUCGUGAAGAACACGUUCGCCGCGUCCAAGAUCGAGUUCGACGACGCCAAGUUGGACGCCGUCGCGCGUCACCUGCUGGAAAUGUACGAGACCACGGCGUGUUGGCAGCACUGCGACGGCGUGCCCGCCAUCUUGUCGUUUCUGCGGAACAGGGGUUUGAGAGUGGGCGUGGUGUCGAAUUUCGACCCGCGCCUCGACACCAUACUGCGCAACAACAAGCUGCGCCAUUACUUCGACUUCGUGCUCGGCUCUUACGAGUUCGGCGCCGAGAAGCCCGACGCGACGAUAUUUCGCAAAGCAAUGGAGGAGGCGGGCGGGAGCGUAGCCGCCGACGAGUGUCUGCACAUCGGCAACAACGCCAAGAUGGAUUACUUCGGAGCGACGCGGUCCGGCUGGCAGUCGGCGCUCGUCUCGGACGUCGACGUGCGCGCGUUGAAGCAAAAGUACCCAGAGUUGGACGAGAAUCACGUCUUCUCGAGCCUCUACCAGCUCCACAAGCGCCUACUAGAAGCCAUAGGCGACAAAUUACCCACCAGCGAUGCCGAUUAGUUUAAUAAAUUUCAAGUCUCUCGCCGUAACUGUUUGUUUUCGAACGCGCCUCGUAGCGCGAUUGAUAUUUCGCGCGAUUUCGCAGACCACGGUUCCUCUUCUUUCCUUUUUUACGGUGCUUUGGGCGCCAUACUAAGGGACAAUCGUCCAUAGAGGGAAAAUGCUAUUUGCGCCCAGCUGGGAAUCUAAGAAUCCUUUAAAUAUU